Molecule: messenger RNA, 1602 nt
Organism: Tremella mesenterica DSM 1558
Lineage: Eukaryota; Fungi; Basidiomycota; Tremellomycetes; Tremellales; Tremellaceae
Exons: 1
Coding region: 1-1602 (533 amino acids)
Molecular function (GO): nucleic acid binding; RNA-DNA hybrid ribonuclease activity
Source: RefSeq, a predicted model, not a curated record
AUGUCCACAAAAGAAUUCGCUCACGCACCGAAGACACAAUACUUGCCUACUUGGCAAAUUGCUCGAAGAUCCGCUAUCGAAAUGGGGAUUACCGUACUGCCUCACCCACGCCAUCUGAAACAUCUCCACGACGAACACGCAACAAAACAGAAGCACCACCUCAGGAAGUUCGAAGAAUCCUUUGACAAAUGGGGAGCAUUGAUAGAAAACUCACAAUAUCUCCGACCAGUUGACCCAAAAGCGGAUAUACUUUGGGCUACCGACGGCAGCACAGACGAAGCUGGAACUGUCGAACGUAGACGCUGCGCGUUAGCCAUUGUCGGUCCUGUUCAAUACGCUGCAAAACUCCGAGACCCACUGGCGACGAUCCUCGAUGCGGAGACAAUGGCCCUGGCCAUAGCAUUACAAAUAGACAGAAAAUAUCGAAAGAUAUGGACGAUACCAGACACAACACUAACGAUAAUACAUACCGACCACGCCAAUACCGUAGCAUGGCUUCAGGACGUCACCGACCUCACCAUAAUACCGCCUCAGGCGGCUUCGCGUCAUUCUAAACGCUUUCUCCUCAAACAAUUCCGUACCCACCCGAACGUAUCCAUUAGAUGGGUGAAAGCACAUACUGACGGGAAAACAACACCCCAAGUGAUGAACGCGAAGGCGGACCAGCUAGCAAAAGACGCUCGACAAAACGACCUGGUGAUAGGCGUUGGGCCGAGGCACGCCGAUGACUUCUCCCUAUACCGAGAUGGUACGGGGAAAUUCGGAAGGGAGGGAGACUUCCUCAUGGGGCAUCCUACACGUCAGCUCACUGCCCUUUGGGACGCCACGCACACCCCAAAGUGGAUCCACCGAAGAAACAAUGUCUUUAGAUUCGCAGACCCGGGAGUCUUUACCUCGUAUGCACGAGACUUGGGCCUUAGAACACUAUUUCUAGCACGAUCAAGGCAACUGGAAACCCCGGCACGAAUGUGGGAGAGGAAUAUGGCGGUAUCUAACAAUAAGGAGAUGACAAAAAUUCAGAGAAGAAUGAACGACACGAGAGACUGGGAAUGCUGGAGCUGUGGGACGAAGGCACAAGAAGCGGACGAUACCCACAUGUUUAUGUCCUGCCCAAUCGCAACAUCCACGAUGGCCAAACUGGAGAAUGAGAUGAUAGUAACGGUGAGGCGGUUCUUUGAAGACAACGCCCUGGACGAUCGGCACACAGAUAAGAAGGCACAUCUGGCAUUAGCCAGAAUCAUAUAUAAACAUACAAGUGAGUGGGACCAGGGUGAAUGCAGAUGGUGGUGGGCAGAAUUGCCGGCCAACUUUCCAUACGAAACGCGAUACUCACGUCUAUACUCCAAAAUGAUAACGAACCUCAUCGCCGCAAGCGGACACGUGUGGAACAAACACGUUGAUAAUAGAAGACUGUGGAAUAUAUCCAACGGCCGUAAUGAAGAAAACACAGAUGACAGCGAAGAAGAGAACAACGACGACAACGAUGAAGACAGUGACGAAGACCUUAUGAUUGAACCAGCCUCAGGGCCAAGCCAGGGAAACGUACGCACUCCACCUGAGGAAACUGCCAACAAAAGGCGGAAGACGAGAGUACGCCCGUGA